ACAGUCUUCGCUUUUAAUAACAGUGUCUUUACAUUAUUGAGGAUAAGAAUUCGGUAAUACUUAGAGUUCAACUUAUGAAUAUGUCAAUAUUUCGUCACAGAUCCAUCAAUUCACCUAGCUUGUCAAACAGCAGUGACAAUUUGACGGCUAUCUUCACUAGCUUUGAUAUCAAUACACUUUUGAAAAAUAAUUUCAUCUCUUGACGAAUUUAGAAAUGAAUAUAAUUUCUUUAUUUCAAAAAGACUUUAUAUAGACGCAAUACAAAUAAUAAAAGACAUUAUUUCAAUGUUGCCAAAGGGACAUUGAACGAGAAAUGAUAUAGUUCAAAGAACAAUAUCUGUUGAACACCAGUCUGUGAUUGAUGAAAUUGAGUCAUAUACAAAUCUUUACCGAAAUUCAAGAAAACUGUGAAAAGUUGUGAACUGGUUAGGAGUAAACGUUAUAAAAAAAACAUUGAAAAAACCCGGAAUAAGUGAUUUGGAAUAUCUUCUCGAGGAAUAUUUGUUCUUUUUGUGCUUGUGAGUGUUGCAAUAUACCAAUAUGGAUGGACGCUUGUCUCCCCAAUACGGGUCACGUCACUCUUUGAAUAAGAUACACACAAGUCCAAGGUCAUCUUUGACCGUUUUUGACCGAACUCUUGGAGUUGAAUCGCCUUGGUUUAAGGGACGAUCUGAAGAGAGGGUUCGAGUGGAGUUUUACGUAAAUGAAAAUAAUGUGAAAGAAAGGCUUCAACUCUACUUCUUCAAAAACCAAAGUUCGAGCUUGAAGGUGCGGAUUUUUACUUUGGUCAUCAAGCUACUCCUCUGCUUGCUGUAUGUGAUACGAGUUUUUUUAGACCGUGGACCAGAUCACGCAGCCUGUUACGGUUGUGAUCCUGUGAAUAUUACCAUAUUUCGAGAUAUUACACCGGAACAAGAAAUUAAUUACAAUGAUAUGAGGCCAAGAUCCAAUUACAUAAAUUGGAAUGCUGUUAUUUGGGUGGACCGUCCUCUGACACUGUGGAUUUUUCAAACGGUGCUAGCCAUUGUGAGUCUAUCAGAAGCCUUACUUCUAGUGUAUUUAGGUUACAAAGGAAAUAUUUGGCACCAUCUUUUUUCUUUCAACUUUACCCUAGAACUAGUGAAUAAUGUACCUUUUAUAGCUACCAUUUUUUGGUCACCGCUGCGGAAUCUUUUUAUUCCGAGCUUCCUAAACUGUUGGUUAGCCAAAUUCGCUCUAGAACACAUGUUUCAUGAUCUUCAUCGUGCCAUGCAGAGAUCCCAGUCGGCCCUGUCUCAUCGUCUGAUGAUUCUUUCUGCAACAUUACUUUGCCUCAUUUUCACAAGUGUAUGUGGCUUCCAACACUUUCAGCGAGCUGGCGUGGAACAUGUAAACCUUUUUGCGAGCUUGUACUUUGUGGUGGUCACUUUCUCGACGGUGGGCUACGGCGACUACAAGCCGGACAACUGGCCCUCGCAACUCUUUAUGGUGGUCAUGAUAUGUGUAGCCUUAAUUGUUCUUCCCACGCAAUUUGAGCAGCUAGCCUAUACAUGGAUGGAACGUCAGAAGUUGGGCUUUGCUUACAGUCGACAUCGAGCCCAAAACGAAAGGCAUGUCGUCGUCUGCAGUACUACACUCAGAUCCGACACUGUCAUGGACUUCCUCAAUGAGUUUUAUGCCCACCCCUUGCUGCAGGAUUAUUACGUCGUAUUACUGUCUCCCUGUGAGUUGGAUGCAACAAUGAAGAUGAUACUUCAAAUCCCAAUGUGGGCCCAGAGAGUUAUUUAUAUACAGGGUUCUGCUCUCAAAGAUUUAGACUUAGCUAGAGCAAGAAUGAAUGCGGCUGAAGCUUGUUUUAUAUUAGCAGCUAGAAACUAUGCUGACAGAUCGGCAGCUGACGAACACACAAUUCUGAGGUCUUGGGCAGUUCGAGAUUUUGCCCCGAGUGUACCUCAGUAUGUACAAAUUUUCCGUCCUGAAAAUAAGGUUCACGUUGCUUUCGCAGAGCAUGUUGUCUGUGAAGACGAAUUCAAAUACGCAUUACUAGCCAAUAACUGCCUUUGCCCUGGGACUUCAACUUUAGUAACUCUUCUGCUUCAUACCUCAAGAGGACAGGAGGGUCAGAUGUCCGCCGAGGAAUGGCACCGCAUAUACGGAAAGUGUUCCGGAAAUGAGAUCUAUCACAUCCGCCUUGGAGACAGCCGCUUUUUCGGUGAAUAUGAAGGAAAACCAUUCACACUGGCAUCCUUCCACUCGCAUAGAAAGUAUGGAGUCACUUUGGUCGGUGUGAAAACGGAAAUGGGCGGAACCUGGCCUAUUUUGCUGAACCCAGGCCCUAAUUACAUACUUAAGGCUUCGGAUAUCUGCUUCUACAUGAACAUAACGAAAGAAGAAAACAGUGCUUUCCUUCCUGCUGAGCACACUUUAAAACGAGAAAGCCUUGUGGGUCUGAAUCCGGAUCCAACUCCGGACUCGAGUUCAACUCAGGAAAACGAAACAGUUAUGAAAGCUGAACUGAAAGGAAACGCCUUGCAAGCCAGGAGAUUCGGCAGCCACUUACAGGUGCCCCUUUCAGAAUGUAUUCCGCAGACCAUGGGCAUUGGCCUCAAGAGAAGCGGCAUCGUGCCAGUGGUCAACAGUUUUGCCCCUCCGGGUCUCCACAUCACCCACGCAGCCCCAGACGGGACGGACGAUGCCAUGGAAGCCGAGCAGGAGAAGUAUCUGGACAUCCCUUGGGUCACCCCGGCGGAAAAUUGCGAAAUCCUGAGAGGUUUUCCUCCCGUUACGCCGUACGUCGGGGUCAGCCCGACAUUCUGCUAUUUGCUCAAAAACAAGAAACCUCUUUGCUGCCUCCAGUUAUCACAGGUUUGUGAUCACUGCACCUUCAGAACGGCGAAGAACUACAACUGGCCCAACCGUUGCAUCAUCUUGGCGGCGGACUACGCCAGCAACGGCAUCUACAACUUCAUAGUUCCUCUACGGGCCCAUUUCCACAGUCCGCAGACUCUCAGGCCCAUCGUUCUACUUCUCGAGAAAAAACCGCACCCUGCCUUCCUAGAUGCCAUAUCAUGGUUCCCGCUUGUCUAUUGGAUGCUCGGAUCCAUUGAUGAUCUCGAUGACUUGCUCCGUGCUGGAAUCAAUCUGGCCGACAGCGUCGUCGUUGUCAACAAGGAAUCGUCGAAUUCCGCGGAGGAGGAUUACCUAGCUGACUGUAACACCAUCGUUGCUGUCCAAACUAUGUUCAAGUUAUUUCCAAGUGUACGCAUCAUCACAGAAUUAAGUCAAUCGUGCAACAUGCGUUUCAUGCAAUUCAGAGCCAGGGACGCUUACGCAUUGCAUUUAUCAAAAAUGGAAAAGAGAGAAAAGGACAGAGGAUCGCACAUUUCCUACAUGUUUCGACUUCCUUUUGCUGCAGGGAGUGUUUUCAGUGCAAGCAUGCUCGACACUCUACUCUAUCAGGCUUUUGUGAAGGACUACAUGAUCACGUUUGUCCGCCUCCUUCUGGGAGUGGAUCAAGCCCCGGGAUCUGGCUUCCUCUCUUCGAUUCGUAUUACAAAGGACGAUUUAUGGAUCAAAACGUACGGGCGUUUAUACCAAAAGCUAUCGUCUACUACAUAUGAAAUACCCAUAGGAGUAUAUCGCACUCAGAAAUCAACUUUAGCGGAAACUUCAUCGAUGUCUCUGGACUUAAUGGACGACGAGGACCAAAUUGCCAUUCGCACAGACGUUGAAAGACAAGAAAUUGGCAACCUGGUUAGAAACAGAAUGAAGGAUUUAUGUCUCCCAACAGAAGACUAUGACGAUUGUUCUGAGAAGAGGAAUAGUUUAUCGUAUGUCGUGAUCAAUCCCAGCUGUGACCUGACACUUGAAGAAGGAGAUGUCAUAUACGUCAUUCGCCCUAGUCCCAUCUGGAGCAAAAAGGUGUUUCUCACAAGAGGUUCUAUCCGAAUCAAAUCUCCCAACAAACUUCGCAGACAGGGGGCUAACAAAUCGACAGAAGAAAAUCUUCCGGGAUCAACAGGUGAUGAACUAGGUAAAGGUGAUGAAAAAGGAAAACAGGGAACAACUGUUUAACGCUCACAAAAAAUAACAGUUUUUACUCCAUGAGCUUAUACAUCCUCAAAGAAAUUCCAUUAAAUGAAUGCCAAAAUACCCAAACUGGAUAUACUUAAAGGAGUUUAUUUGGCUAUAAACUCAAAUACAUAUGAAGGAUUUUGCUAACCAUAUAAAGACAAAAAUGGUGAAAAGAUGUACUAAAAAAGCUAUUGUUAUAAAUGAACAGUGACGUAAAGAAGAUGUAGAUGAUGCCUGGAGCAAAACAUGAUUUUUUCGCCCUUAGUUGUUAUCAGUGGCUUAGCAAGAGUUCGAUUGUCCCUCUUCCAUAACAUUUUAUUUAAAAAAGUGGCAUAAGCACACUAAUAUUUUGUCCCAUGGCAUCCAUACUCCUCAUAGGCACCCACAUCGUUACACCACUGGCAAUGAAGAAAAACAAUCGAUUCUCCAACAUAGACUAAUCUUUCAUGAUAUAAACUUUUCUGAUGCCUCAGAUUUACUACUAUGUUCAAAAAAUUCCGAAACUUAUUUUAAUACUGAGAAACUAAUCCAGUUAGAAAUUAUUUAUUUGAUCUUUCUUUGUAGUAAUGACCCUGUACAAUUAUACAUUUUUCCUCCAUCGUUCAUAAAAAGAUGUGAAUGCGAAUUUCAAGCACCCUUUUGUUCAAUUCCUUUCUUGUGCCUUUAUCGCUGCACUUUUUCGGAACUUGAGAAUCGUUGCCCUUAAGCAAAUUCUUCAUCCGAGGGAAAAGUUACAAGAAGGGAAAUCAGAGAAAUAAGCUGGUUAUGAACGGAUCAAAACUUGGCGUUUUGAUUUGUAAAUCGGUAUCAAUAUCGAUCUAUGCGCGAUUGUAUUAUCGUAAUGGAGCAUCAACAUUAAAUCACGGAAAUACCUGGAUUCCCGAGCUUGCGCGCAUGCGCUUUAUACAUUUAAACUGGAUGAGAACCUAUUCGGACUAAUCGGUUAUAUGAUACUUUUCGCUUGUACUAUGGGAAAUGCUUUAUUCAUUUGCAUUCGGUAAAAGAUUUGAAAAGUUUCGGAAUUUUUUAAUCAUAGUAAUGUACUAUUUCAUGCAUGUAGAGCGUCGAUAAUUCGGAGGACUAAUCAGAGAGUAAGGAAUUGUGAAAUUAAUAUAUGCUUAAUGUAAAAUAUUGCAUUAAAACAAAAUUAAAAAAAUUCUCGAAUAAAUGACUAAUGACUACAGAUGCAA
This is a messenger RNA of Argiope bruennichi, 5243 nucleotides long. Its product is annotated as potassium channel subfamily T member 1-like. The transcript is spliced from 29 exons. The record is from RefSeq and is a predicted model, not a curated record. Bases 541 to 4053 code for a protein of 1170 amino acids. Gene Ontology annotation, cellular component: membrane. NCBI's taxonomy places the organism in Eukaryota, Metazoa, Arthropoda, Arachnida, Araneae, Araneidae. Gene Ontology annotation, biological process: potassium ion transport. Gene Ontology annotation, molecular function: intracellular sodium-activated potassium channel activity.